Funneliformis mosseae is the source of this 591-nucleotide messenger RNA. The record is from the annotation of a GenBank genome assembly. Lineage: Eukaryota; Fungi; Glomeromycota; Glomeromycetes; Glomerales; Glomeraceae.
AUGAAAUUCACACCACUCAUCAUUGCGUUCGCAGCUAUUGCAGCUGUCACCGAUGGACGAUUCACACAAGAACAUACACCAGCAGCCGAAGCAACUUUCCGAGGAAUGAGAGCUGCCGCCGUUGGUACUCCUUUCGGUGAACGACUUGGUGACUUAUCCGGUUUAGCCGUCGAUAAUUUAUUGGCCGGUGCCCCAGCUUGCGGACAACAAAACGUUGCUGAUAAACUUAUCAAGAUUGCUAUCGCAUAUCGUAAACUUGAGCGCAAUACCCCAUUAUUAGGUCAACCCUCAAACUUCUGUGACAAGAGACCAAAAAAUAAGGAACUUAUUGGAGUAUUCCAAGCCCAAGAUCCAACUAAAGUUAACAAGAGACCACCACCUUUCGUAUCCAAAGGUGAAAAAUUGAACAAAAAGCCAAAUUUUGGAAAAGCAGAAACCAAGGAAGUCGUCAAGAGGGAAGUCAAGAAGGAAACCGCUGAAUCAAAAAGACUUUCGAAGGCUGCUGCUAAAUGCAAAGUAAUGUUGGCAAAGAAGAAUGUAGCCCCAGGUCAAAAAAGAAAAUGCGAAAAAAUCCUUAAAUCCGUCAAAUAG